UUUUGUUUAAGGUGUCUAGACCGUUCGUUUUUCAUUGGAUUUGCUUUCUUCGAGGCAAUACCAUGUUUAUGCUAUCUAUUAAUUGGAGACAGGUUAUCGAAUCCAUUGAUGGGAGACGUGGGCUUCUAUUUAUUUAUUUUUACCCAGUUCGUGACAUUUAUUGGCUUCAUUGAGACAUUAAUGAGCACCAUCUCCAUUAACCGACAUAGUGAUGCUGUGGUUAUGUGGACCUUGCUUUCUUUUCAGUUCGUUGUUUUAUACUUAUGCUUUUCUUUGGAACCUAAGAACAAGCAGUCAAUUAUAAUAGCAUCGGUUUUCCGACUAGUCUGCUAUACCACAUUAGUUGUUUUGCUCAGUUUAAAAGAGAGGCAACUUAGGAAGCUUGAUGACCUGCUUGUGCAAAUUGAAAAGGACCAGCAUACAAGUUUCCAGAUUGAUUUCCGCAAAUCACCUGAUGACCUUGCCUCCCGUGCGUCAGAUGUGGAUCGUCAAAUUAUCCGGCAUGAUCAACCACAAGAUAUCCAGGGGGAGGAUGAAGAUAAGGAUGGCAAGUUACCCGGUAACAAGCGCUCAGUUAUGUUAUAUCUCCACCAUAAAUAUAAGAAUUUGGCGCUUCUUGUAUUAUUUCUUAUUUUGGAGGCAAUAUCAUUUGUAUUGGAUUCCAUUGGGAAAGGCAAGCUUCGUUUCACUUUGGCUGCAUUUCUCUUGGCACUAUUUGUCUUUAUCCCAACGUUAUGGGUUUAUUUGAAGGGAAGAUCCACCAGAUUACUAGAUGAGAGACCAAGUGCGAACGUGGAGCUUUUAGUUUCUGGGAUCCAAUUACUCACAACAAUCCUUCACCUUAUUUUCUUACAGAAGGGUGUGUAUGACAAGUAUAAUCUAUCAUUAUUGCCGCUAGCCUUCGCUGUUUUUCGUGCUUUCUCUGUCGUCUUUGCCUUCAGAAAGGAGCAUGAAAAUGGUACUCAUAAUGCGGCUGAGCCACCAGCUGAAAAUCAAGUCAAUCAGCUGCACAAUGGAUUACGAAAUAUUAUGGUACAUAUGGCAGUGACAGGGAUGCGUUUGAACAUGAUGAUUGAUUUGACAAUGGUUACCUGCUAUGAACAACUUUUUAGGAAACUGAGGGAUGAAAUGUUUCAAACUGAGAAAGUGCUGUGGGGAGACAGACACAGAUGGAAUGUACUUUACCUUGACAUUUCCGAUGAAGCUCAUUACUUGCGUGAAGAUGAAAUUUCUUGGGGUGAAUUCUGCAUGGCUGCCAGGAAAAUAUGCAUCUACCGAAAAGAAGUCCGUAAAGAGUUAUACAGGAGAUGGGAAUCUAUGCCAAGAACCAGCAAGAAAGGAUCGGAAAGAGCUUUAUUUACAUAGGAGCUGUUGAACGUGUGUCUCAAGAUGCUGCGGAGGUGUUGCUGACUUGGAAGUGCUGAAUAGAUUGAUUAGGUGGUAGCUGGAAAAGAGGUGUUUCAGUUACUGGUGGAAUGAGUCAAGUUUCUGAAGUUGUUAAACUAAGUGGUUGCUAGAAAUUAGACAUUAAGAUUAUUAACUGCUAUUAGUCUAAUCAUGCUUGUUAACUGUUGUUCUUAUAUUCCUGCAGCACUUUUUUAGUAUAUUGUUUGUUGAAUUUACUCGUAUAAAUUGCACUUUCAUUCAAUGAAAUAGGUAGAUAA
Molecule: messenger RNA, 1664 nt
Organism: Pistacia vera
Lineage: Eukaryota; Viridiplantae; Streptophyta; Magnoliopsida; Sapindales; Anacardiaceae
Exons: 5
Coding region: 109-1365 (418 amino acids)
Source: RefSeq, a predicted model, not a curated record